This is a messenger RNA of Dioscorea cayenensis subsp. rotundata (Guinea yam), 706 nucleotides long. Its product is annotated as universal stress protein PHOS32. Lineage: Eukaryota; Viridiplantae; Streptophyta; Magnoliopsida; Dioscoreales; Dioscoreaceae. The transcript has 4 exons. Bases 21 to 512 code for a protein of 163 amino acids. The record is from RefSeq and is a predicted model, not a curated record.
UUAUCUACUUAAAUUUAGAGAUGUCGAGAAAUCAAAUAGUUGGUGUUGGCAUGGAUUACUCUCCGAUGAGCAAAUUGGCGGUCCGAUGGGCAGUUGAGAACUUUGUCAAUAUCGGUGAUCGUUUUGUUGUGAUUCAUGUUUCUUCUAAGUUUGAUCAUCCUCAAAAGAAUUUGUGGGAGAACUCCGGUUCACCAUUGAUACCCCUUGAUGAAUUUAAGGAGAUGAACGUGUCAAAACAUUAUGGGGUGAACAAGGAUCAAGAGAUUUUGGAUAUGUUGGACACUGCCUCCAAGACUAGAAAGGUGAUAGUGUUUUUCAAGAUAUAUUGGGGGGAUCCAAGGCUUAAGCUCUGUGAAGCAGUGGAGGAUCUCAAGCUGAACUCUCUUGUAGUUGGUAGUAGGGGUUUAGGUGUGCUCAAAAGGGUUUUAUUAGGGAGUGUCAGCGAUUACAUAGUCACACAUGCAACUUGCCCGGUGACAGUGGUUAAAGGAUCUUUGAAGUUGAAAUCCUAAAUUUUGUAUUUGAGAGUAUAAAACUUUUAUACAAAGUGAUGUAGUUAUAUGAAAAUAGUACAAGCUGAUGUAGGUAUGUAUAAAAUAAAUGCAAUAAAAGACUAUCUAGUCAUGAAUAGCCAAUGAUUGUUUUAAGAAAACCAUAUAUGAUAAAAGCUUGCGUGCAAGUUUAAUAAGCAUACAUACGAUAUGAU